AUGGCUUCCAACUCUUCCAGCCAAGAAAACGAUAAUCGUUUAGAACAAAACUGCUCUGUCUUCAACAUCCAGAUGGAAUUUCAUUACGUUUCACCUCUCAACUUGGAAACAACGUCCAUAGAAACUCAAUGUGUAAUGUGUCCUAGUGACAUGUUUUUAUCUGAAGAGCACGGUCCAGACAUUUUACUUUCAAUAUUGUCAGCCAACACUGCUGUUCCUCUGGAAACCCUUCAAACCGUCAUUGUUCCCGGUAUCUUGUCUUUUGCACGGAAGAUUGAUGCUGAUCCUGUUAACCUUGGACGUAAAAUAAUAAAAUUUGGUGUGGAAAUAUUUCUUCCAGAACCCGAUGAUGAGGUGAUUGAUGACUCAUUGAGUACAUUGAAUUUCAAGCCUGCUAGUCGGUCAUCUAUUCAAGCUCUGAAAAGGAUGAAAUUGGGUGACGAUCAAGAUCAUCUCUUACCAUUCAAAAAGGGAAGAAGGCUUGAGGGUUUGACUUCAAGUACUUCAGAGAAAGAAUGUAGUAUCUGUUUGGAUGAGUUUUCGCAUGGUGAAGAGGUUGUGUUGAUGCCUUGCGGACAUGUUUACCAUGAUGGCUGCAUCGUUAGGUGGUUGGAGGCGAGUCACUUGUGUCCCUUGUGUCGAUACAAGAUGCCAAGUUGA
This is a messenger RNA of Theobroma umbraticum, 660 nucleotides long. RefSeq lists its product as uncharacterized. NCBI's taxonomy places the organism in Eukaryota, Viridiplantae, Streptophyta, Magnoliopsida, Malvales, Malvaceae. Gene Ontology annotation, molecular function: ubiquitin protein ligase activity. Gene Ontology annotation, biological process: protein ubiquitination. Gene Ontology annotation, cellular component: cytoplasm. The record is from RefSeq and is a predicted model, not a curated record.